Molecule: messenger RNA, 1569 nt
Organism: Penicillium canescens
Lineage: Eukaryota; Fungi; Ascomycota; Eurotiomycetes; Eurotiales; Aspergillaceae
Product: MFS transporter
Exons: 1
Coding region: 1-1569 (522 amino acids)
Biological process (GO): transmembrane transport
Molecular function (GO): transmembrane transporter activity
Source: RefSeq, a predicted model, not a curated record
AUGGCUGAGAGCCAUCCCCCUAAGUUUGGAGCACCUUAUGGGCGUAUACCAUACUGGCGGUUGUUGACCGACCAAGGGGUAAUCACUCAAGAGAUUCUCGAAUACGAAUAUAUUGGCACUGGCACCGACCUAGACCCUUAUGCAGUGUCAUGGAUCCCAAACGACCCUCGAAACCCACUGCUUUUCGGCACAGCAAAGAAGGUGACUAUCACUUUAGCUGUCGCGUUCUCCACGUUGAUUGUGUCCUUGACGUCCUCAGCCUAUAGUGGCAGCAUGCGCCAAAUCGAGAACCAUUUCCAGGUUAGCACUGAAGUAGCCACCAUCGGCCUCUCUUUGUUUGUGUUGGGAUUCGCUAUCGGGCCCUUGUUCUGGGCUCCAGUGGGCGAGACACUUGGGCGACAAAUACCCUUCUUCAUCAGUACCGGCAGCAUGGCCAUCUUUACAGCAGGCUGCGCCGGGGCCAGGAACAUCGAAACCCUUCUUAUCCUCCGUUUCCUAGCAGGCGCCUUUGGUUCCUCCCCAUUUACCAAUGGCGGCGGUACCAUCUCUGAUAUGUUCACGGCCCGACAGCGCGCAUUGGCUAUCAGUCUCUAUGCCGCCGCCCCCUUUCUAGGACCUUGCCUAGGUCCUAUCAUUGGAGGCUUCCUAAGCAUGAACGCCGGGUGGCGAUGGGUAGAAGGCUUCCUUGCAGCGACGGCUGGCCUGGUAUGGCUGAUCAUCACCGUAGCAGUGCCGGAAACCUAUGCGCCCGUCCUUCUACGUCGACGUGCUGAAACCUUAUCGCGCGUUACGGGCAAAGUAUACCGCAGCAAGGCCGAUCUGAGCAAAGGAAGACUGUCGUUACCCAAACUUCUGUCAAACGCAAUGUCGCGGCCGUUAUUAUUCCUCUUUCGCGAGCCGGUUGUACAACUCUUCUCGAUCUACAGUGCCAUCGUCUAUGGCACCCUCUAUAUGCUGUUUUCCGCCUUUCCAAUUGUCUACGAAGAAGGAAGAGGGUGGAACCAAGGUGUGGGCGGACUAGCCUUCCUCGGUGUUAUGAUCGGGAUCAUGUUAGGCAUUUUAACGACAAUUCCGGGUAAUAAAAUGUACCAGCGCGUACAAGAUUCCAACGGAGGAUAUGCGCCUCCAGAAGCCCGUCUACCAGGCAUGAUGCUCGCCGCAAUCGUCACGCCUGCCGGGCUGUUUUGGUUUGCGUGGACUAACUCGCCGUCGAUCCACUGGAGUGUGAGUAUCAUUGCCGUUGCGCCAUUUGGAUUUGGUGUGGUCUUGAUCUAUUUGGGGGUCAUGAACUAUCUCAUUGACUCCUACACCAUCUACGCUGCAUCGGUGUUGGCCGCUAAUGCCAUCCUACGUUCUAUUUUCGGUGCCGUCUUUCCCCUUUUCACCAAUUACAUGUACCAAAAUCUUGGUAUUCAUUGGGCGUCUUGUAUUCCGGCUUUUCUUGCCGUCUUGUGCAUGCCGGCUCCUUUUCUGUUUUACAAGUACGGACCGGCGAUCCGUGCUCGUUGCAAAUACUCUGCUAAGUCUCAGUUAUAUAUGGAAAAGCUGCAUGCAAGUGCAGCUUCCUAA